AUGUCUACCCCUCCCCUCCCCAUGUCUACCCCCUAUGUCUACCCCUCCCCUCCCCAUGUCUACCCCCUCCAUAUGUCUACCCCUCCAUUUCCUGUCUACCCCUCCGCUCCCCAUGACUACCCCUCCAUUCCCCAUGUCUACCCCUCCAUUCCCCAUGUCUACCCCUCCAUUCCCCAUGACUACCCCUCCGCUCCCCAUGUCUACCCCUCCAUUCCCCAUGUCUACCCCUCCGCUCCCCAUGACUACCCCUCCAUUCCCCAUGUCUACCCCUCCAUUCCCCAUGUCUACCCCUCCAUUCCCCAUGACUACCCCUCCAUUCCCCAUGACUACCCCUCCAUUCCCCAUGACUACCCCUCCAUUCCCCAUGUCUACCCCUCCAUUCCCCAUGACUACCCCUCCGCUCCCCAUUUCUACCCCUCCAUUCCCCAUGUCUACCCCUCCAUUCCCCAUGACUACCCUUCCGCUCCCCAUGUCUACCCCUCCAUUCCCCAUGUCUACCCCUCCAUUCCCCAUGACUACCCCUCCGCUCCCCAUUUCUACCCCUCCAUUCCCCAUGUCUACCCCUCCAUUCCCCAUGACUACCCUUCCACUCCCCAUUUCUACCCCUCCAUUCCCCAUGUCUACCCCUCCAUUCCCCAUGACUACCUCUCCAUUCCCCAUGACUACCCCUCCAUUCCCCAUGACUACCCCUCCAUUCCCCAUGUCUACCCCUCCCCUCCCCAUGUCUACCCCCUAUGUCUACCCCUCCCCUCCCCAUGUCUACCCCCUCCAUAUGUCUACCCCUCCCCUCCCAAUGUCUACCCCUCCCCUCCCUAUGUCUACCCCACCCCUCCCCAUGUCUACCCCCUCCCUAUGUCUACCCCUCCCCUCCCAAUGUCUACCCCUCGCCUCCCUAUGUUUACCCCUCCCCUCCCCAUGUCUACCCCUCCCCUCCCCAUGUCUACCCCCCUCCCUAUGUCUACCCCUCCCCUCCCCAUGUCUACCCCCUCCCUAUGUCUACCCCUCCCCUCCCAAUGUCUACCCCUCCCCUCCCAAUGUCAACCCCUCCCCUCCCUAUGUUUACCCCUCCCCUCCCCAUGUCUACCCGUCCCCUACCUAUGUCUACCCCUCCCCUCCCUAUGUCUACCCCUCCCCUCCCUAUGUCUACCCCCCCUCCCUAUGUCUACCCCUCCCCUCCCUAUGUCUACCCCUCCCCUCCCUAUGCCUACCCCUCCCCUCCCCAUGUCUAUCCCUCCCCUCCCGAUGUCUACCCCUCCAUUUCCUGUCUACCCCUCCGCUCCCCAUGACUACCCCUCCAUUCCCCAUGUCUACCCCUCCAUUCCCCAUGACUACCCCUCCAUUCCCCAUGACUACCCCUCUAUUCCCCAUGACUACCCCUCCAUUCCCCAUGUCUACCCCUCCAUUCCCCAUGACUACCCCUCCGCUCCCCAUUUCUACCCCUCCAUUCCCCAUGUCUACCCCUCCAUUCCCCAUGACUACCCUUCCGCUCCCCAUGUCUACCCCUCCAUUCCCCAUGUCUACCCCUCCAUUCCCCAUGACUACCCCUCCAUUCCCCAUGUCUACCCCUCCAUUCCCCAUGACUACCCUUCCACUCCCCAUUUCUACCCCUCCAUUCCCCAUGUCUACCCCUCCAUUCCCCAUGACUACCUCUCCAUUCCCCAUGACUACCCCUCCAUUCCCCAUGACUACCCCUCUAUUCCCCAUGACUACCCCUCCAUUCCCCAUGUCUACCCCUCCAUUCCCCAUGACUACCCCUCCGCUCCCCAUUUCUACCCCUCCAUUCCCCAUGUCUACCCCUCCAUUCCCCAUGACUACCCUUCCGCUCCCCAUGUCUACCCCUCCAUUCCCCAUGUCUACCCCUCCAUUCCCCAUGACUACCCCUCCAUUCCCCAUGUCUACCCCUCCAUUCCCCAUGACUACCCUUCCACUCCCCAUUUCUACCCCUCCAUUCCCCAUGUCUACCCCUCCAUUCCCCAUGACUACCUCUCCAUUCCCCAUGACUACCCCUCCAUUCCCCAUGACUACCCCUCCAUUCCCCAUGUCUACCCCUCCAUUCCCCAUGACUACCCCUCCGCUCCCCAUUUCUACCCCUCCAUUCCCCAUGUCUACCCCUCCAUUCCCCAUGACUACCCUUCCGCUCCCCAUGUCUACCCCUCCAUUCCCCAUGUCUACCCCUCCAUUACCCAUGUCUAUCCCUCCCCACCCCAUGUCUACCCCUCCCCUCCCCAUUUGGUCUUGGCAGUGUGA
Molecule: messenger RNA, 2247 nt
Organism: Salvelinus namaycush (lake trout)
Lineage: Eukaryota; Metazoa; Chordata; Actinopteri; Salmoniformes; Salmonidae
Product: extensin-2-like
Exons: 2
Coding region: 1-2247 (748 amino acids)
Source: RefSeq, a predicted model, not a curated record